GCUUGUCAUGCGUUGAAUUUGGUAUGGUUGGGUGUGGUUUUGAUUAUUUUAUUUCCUGGCAGCUGAACGGGUUUGUGACGUACAAAGUACCGCCUAAUAAGUGCUUAAACAAGCCUUUGCUGAUUGAUUAAAAUUUCCUUUUUGAGUCUCUCGUUUGUAGGCUUGCCAGUAGGUACCUACGCACCUUCACCAAUUAGCACAUUGACUAGGCACCUACCUCAUCUGCUGUAUCUGCAGCAGUGAUACAGCUUGGUGGCCUGUGCAGUAACAGCUGGGUGAUUCCACAAUGGCUGAUGGACGGCUCUCCAACACGCUCAUCACUGCCUCAUGGCUGACGCUCAUCAGCCUGCUGGCUGUGGUCAUUGCCUUUGCCACACCACACUGGCUUGAAACAGAUGGAUCACUGGAUGAGCCCAAGUUUGUCAAAUUAGGGUUGUGGACGGUUUGUUUCGACAAGUUCCAGGAGCGACUGCGCCUGUACGACACCGAGUUCUCCGGCUGCCGCUGGGUUCUGGACGAGGAGUACCAGAUCAUCGACUACCUGGUCCGGCCACCGUUUUUCGUGGCGGUGCAGCUGUUUUUCACGCUCUGCUUCUUGGCCUGCCUGCUGGCCGGUGUGAUGGUGAUGGCGGCCGUCUGCUGCAUGGAACACGAACGCGAGGGCAGUUUCCUCAAGGCCACCUCAUUUGUGCUGGGAUUCGCAGCCGUUACGGGCACCAUAGCGGUCAUCACGUUCGGCGCGCUCGGUGACGAGAGGGACUGGAUGCCCGACUACGACCACAACAACCUCUCCUGGAGCUUCGGGCUUGGCGCCGUGGGCUCUGUACUGGCCGCGCUGGGCGCCAUCCUACUCUGGGUCGAGUCGCGCGUCCAACUGCGACUGCUGCGGCUGAGGCGUCCAGUGGCCAAAGGGCCGGCGGCCGUCACCUCAACCAUCUGAGCGGGGCGCGGUCGGCUCGGUUCUGCUCUACUUUGCCGGCAUCCUCUACUGGGUGGAGGCGCGGCGCGAGACGAAAAACUCCGACUUUGGCUUCUCGGCGCCGCCGGUGGCCUACGAGUCCUCGUCGCAGGUGUGAGCGGCCCGAGUGGAUGAUGUGUGCGGGCCUGAAGUUGAACGCGCGGGAUCGGGCCGGCUAGACUCUGACUGGGCGUACCCCGUCUCGGUCACUGCCGACUAACCGGGACGAAGGCAGCGUCUGACGCGCUCCCCGGCGCAGCGGACUCGGCGUCUAACUGAGCUCCAACAAACACUGCCUCUGAGAGGCACCGGCUCAGCCAGUCGGCCAUGAGUGAACGAGCGAAUGUUAUUUUCGUAACGAGGAAUCUCUGCUUGAUCGGUCUAAACAUUUACUUUCUGAUUAGUAUUAGGCAUUUGCACCAGUGUAAACAUCUGCUUUGACAUUCCUGUUUGACGGAAGAUCGCAGCAAUGUUAAUAUUACUCUCUUACAAUCAUGCGAGCAGUAGGUUUGUUGUGUGUUUUACUCGCGCUGUUUUCUUUUUUGAUCGAUUACUUCCGUUAUUGCUUUUUGGCAAAUGUUGCACAGUCUAGCUUAAGUUCAUAAUUCAACGUGUCUUUUAGUGCAUUUUACCCGCCUUUUCCGUCGCGUAUGUAAUAACAGAGCUGUAAUGAGCAGAGACAUUUAGCCACGGAGAUGCUGGAGCCAGUGCGCUCGGUAACGCUUUUCGUCCGUCCGUACAUCCGUCCGUUCGUCUGUACAUCCGUCCGUCCAUCCGUCAUUCGUUGACUGUGCCACAAGGCUUUGUAACCAGUUCUGUCCGUGUGCAGCCGGAGUUUAGGCUGAAUGGGGGAGUGUUUGAUCAGCAUCGUAUUUUUAUACGUCUGUUUCAUGGCAUUGUCCAGUGGAUCAACAGCGAGUGAGCUCAUGUAUUUUUAUCGGAUGUGCGUGCUGUUAGGUAUGCUGCAUAGUAGCGGGCCAUUCGUUGUGCAUACGUGUUUAUAGCGGAUUUCCGCUAAGUCGUUAGAUGGUAGCACAAUAGACGCACAUUUCCAAGCUCAGAUUGACAGCGAAUCUGUGUCCUUUCGAAUCUGCAUCUUUGUUUGAAUCUCCUGAUGGAUCUGUUAAUCUGUAGAUACGCACAAUGCGUCACAUCACUGAUACCGUCUAACGUUUCGCUCAUCGUUCCCGAUCAUGUAUCCGAAGGUUGGGACUUUUCAGUUAGACAAUCACUAUUAUUAAGAAUUGUGAUUUUCUAUUGAAAAUUCCAACCUUAUCUUUUGAAAUACAGGUAAAAACAUUUUUUGA
This is a messenger RNA of Amphibalanus amphitrite, 2265 nucleotides long. RefSeq lists its product as uncharacterized. Gene Ontology annotation, biological process: septate junction assembly; regulation of tube size, open tracheal system. The transcript is spliced from 7 exons. The record is from RefSeq and is a predicted model, not a curated record. Gene Ontology annotation, cellular component: membrane; septate junction. Lineage: Eukaryota; Metazoa; Arthropoda; Thecostraca; Balanomorpha; Balanidae. The coding region runs from base 287 to 940 and encodes 217 amino acids.